Psylliodes chrysocephalus is the source of this 8854-nucleotide messenger RNA. NCBI's taxonomy places the organism in Eukaryota, Metazoa, Arthropoda, Insecta, Coleoptera, Chrysomelidae. The record is from the annotation of a GenBank genome assembly.
CCGGUAAUAACUUUUAUAUAAUUAUUGAACAAAUGCUGCCGCGCGAUGCUUGAAUAUAGAUUAACGGUUUUUUCGUCGAUUCUAUUUUGUUUUGGCCAAUAUGUGUCCGGUUUUGGUGAAAAUGAUGCUCUCCAAAUUUUUCCACCCCUUCCUGUGUCAGUGUCUAAGAGUUCAAAUGCCGUGUGUAAAGAACAUAGUGAUUUAUAUUUGGAUAACUUAAAAAAUUUUACAUUGUGGGCGCAUGAAAUGUGGGAUUCAACAGGCAAAUCAUCGGCGGGUGUUUUACGAGGAAGUGUAUUUCAAAUGGGGCAUUUUGAACAAUGUUUAUCAGCAGAAGCACCAUUUCCUACCCAGUAUUGUCUUGCCACUCUUACAGCUACGAUUCCAAAACCAAAUAAAAAUAGAGAUCCUCUGUCACUCUAUUUUGAUCCCUUUGACUCAGUAUUGAGUAGAUUGUACAAAUAUGAAGAUAAGUCACAACAAUCCAGAAAUGUCAUUAAUGUGGGAUGGUGUGUUCCAUCAUCUUGUUCAGUAUUAGACCUGGAAGAAAAUUUAAAUGAAUACUUAUCUAACGUAGAUAGUAGAUUUAAGCAGCAAAACGUAUCAUUCAAAGCAAAAUUCUCAGAAACUUUUUGCCAAACGACUGCCGAGACUGAUUAUUUUGAUGUAGCAGAUAUUUGUUUUUGCUUCCUUGCGAUAUUACUCAUUGUAUGUGUAAUACUAGCAACUGUCUAUGAUUAUACGAAAUCCCAAGUCAAAGAUGAAAAACCGUUAAAAAAGUCUAGAUCUUCAAAAAUUUUAAUGGCUUUCUCGGCAAGAGACAAUUUUCUCGAACUUAAUAAAGCAGAUGAUUCAAACCCAGCUUUAAGUAUACUUUAUGGUAUGAGGACGGUGUGCAUUUUUGCUAUUAUAAUGGAUCAUCGAUUUGGAACAUUUAUAUCAUCAGCUGUUCUCAAUUUUAAUUACUUGGAGGAGCAAUACAGAUCUGCGAUAGCUUGUGUCCUAUUUCAUGGAGACCUGUUUGUGGAUUCAUUUUUUAUACUCAGUGGCCUUCUAGUAGUGUAUAGUCUUUUAAAUCAAAUGGAGAGGCAUAAAAUGAAUCCAGGAUUUGUAAUAAUGAUGCGAUAUAUAAGAUUGACUCCAGUAUAUGCAUUUGUCAUCUUUUACUACGCAACAAUAUUUAACCAUACAGGAGCAGGUCCAUUAUGGAAACUUGUAGCAGGAGGGGACUGGAAUGAUUGUCGAGAAAAUUGGUGGGCGAAUUUACUCUACAUUAAUAAUUACUAUAAUGUGGAUCAUACGUGCAUGACACACUCUUGGUAUCUUCCAUGCGAUUUUCACUACUUCAUUAUAGCCAUAUUUCUGGUCAUAGCUAUAAAAAAACAUGAAAGAAUGGGCCUUGGAGUACUUACUUUUCUUACAAUACUAUCAUUAGCAAUUCCAUUUGCAAUCACGAUGAUCUAUCAACGACCAGGUCUAAUGCACUUUUAUCCAGAAUUCCUAACUGGGCCGAAAGUCUACAUAGAUUUCAAGUUGACGUAUAACAAAUCACAUACAAGAGCUACACCGUAUUUUGUAGGAAUGUUUGCUGGAUAUGUUUACUAUCAACUGAAAGGAGCAAAUAAACAUGUCUCCAGGUCAAAAUCCUUCCUUGUAAUAGCAGCUUCACUAGUUCUAAUGCUGGGAACCUUAUUUAGUGCUAGAGUGUUCUACGAUCCAUACCAUCCAUACAAUGCUAUCGAAGCGGCUAGCUAUAAUUCUUUGCAUAGAUUAUCUUGGGCAGUUGGAUCAUGCGGACUUUUGUAUACUGCCAGUUUUGGUCACUUCAGUUUUCUAAAAGUGAUACUCUCCUGGUCGCCUUGGAUACCGUUGAGUAAACUGGUUUAUGGAGCAUAUUUGUGCCAUAUGAGUUUUCAGUUAAGAGGUGCAGCUAGGUUCAUGAGUCCUCAGCAAAUUACGUAUUUUGAUGUGAUAAGCCUUGCAUUGUCGGACAUAGUGUUGUCAUUUUCAACUGCAUUGGUACUUUAUCUGAUAAUAGAAGCCCCAUUCAGAAAAAUAUUUAGGGAACUUAUCAUGCCUACAAAGAGCACUCCAGCAAAAGUAACAACGCAACGUCCAUCAGUCGAAGAAAAUAUGAUUAACCAUAACAAUAAUGUUCAGCAAGAUAGUAGACUGUAGCAAAAAUAACCUAAUACUAGAUUAAGUUUUAGAAUAAGAAUAAAUGAACUGUUACGUUAAUAUUUGAUCGAGUAAUGACUUGCAGAUUUGUCAAAGAAUGAUUGGCUAAAGACUGUUACUGAGUGUUGCUUCAUGAAGUCAAACUUGUACUAGAAGUAUGUUUUAUAAUUUGUUAUUCGACUUUAAGAAGACUAUUUUUGAUCAUUGAGUUCAAGCAACAUGGGAUUUAAUAAUGUUAUAUCAAAAUAUUUUAUGGAAAUAUGUAGGAUGUUGUGGUACAGAAUAUAAGGCAGGUAUAUGCUUGUUUCCCAAUCUUUACUAAUAAUAGGUUGAUGUGAAAAAUCGUCAGGUAGUGGAUUGUAUAGGAAAAUUUAUUUAUCAUUGUCAAAAUUUAAAGUUAAUUUAGCAAAGCUGGGGUGUUUUAAAUCUAGAGAAUGAAUCAAAAAUAUAUAUCAAAUUAAGUUUUAAAGGGGGAUGUCAUGUAUUUUUGUUGAUUGGGAAUUGAGAGUAGCAGUUGAGAGUUGAAAAAAAAAAUAAAGUAAAAAGAUAAAAAAAAUUGUAUUUAAUUGGAAGCUGAGGGUAGCAGGAAGGAGAGCUGGGAGGAACUAAGAAGGCAGAGGCGGAUAAGAUGAGGAAGAAAGCAGCGCAGACAAGAGAGGGUACAGUCAGAAGCACGAGCAGUAGUAGAAGAGCAGUCGGAGUGGAAGUAACGAAGAAGAGGCCAUUUUGUUCCAUAUUUUUUUUAAAUGUGUUAUUAAGCUUCUCAUUUAUUUUGUAAGUUUUAAACCACCCCAGUUUGAGAUUUUUAUAUUGUUUCGAAUUGCGUAUACUGGGCGAUUCCAUAUCAAUAUUGCCUUCUCUAAAACCCCUUUUCAAUUUCAUAAAGGUAACUAAAGAGGGCGAGGCACCAAAACGUAACAAAUUGAAUAAAUUAAAGAAGAGACUUAAAAAAACUCAAAAAAUUAAUCAAUUUUUAUGCCAAAGGGGACACCAUUAUUAAUAUAUCCUAAACUGUCAUAAGUCAUAACCAGAGAUAACAGGAGAUAUAUUCAUUGAUAAAAUAUCGACAUCAAUACCACAGUCCAUACGGUUCAGUUGAAGAGAAGUGAAGUGAAGAGACAUGUGAUGUGAGGUAUAGGAAGGAAGAAACUGAAAGAUUUGACGGUCAUACAAAACAAUUUUAUCAAUUAAUAUACAUGGUGUUCGAUAAAUACGGUACAUAACUUAAGGAGCGUAUUCUGGAGCUAAAAUAAAGGUAUUUUUGUCAUAUACACUAUGUCUCAAAAAUGCAUCGUUACGGAAAUACAGGGUGUGAAAGUUUACCUUGUCCGCACGCCACUGGUUAAACGAAAGCCACUGUGUUUACAGUAAGACACGCAACGUUGCUAACUCUCAAAAGCUGCACAAAUUUAAUUAAAAUAUCUCAAGUGGUUUUGGAAAUAUUUAAAAAAUUGUAUUUUACCCUGUAUUUCCGUAACGAAGCAUUUUUGAGACAUAAUGUAUAUGACAAAAAUACCUUUAUUUUAUCACUAGAAUACGCUCCUAAAGUUAUGUACCGUACUUAUCGAACACCUUGUAUGUGUAAGCCAUUGUACGCCUAUAAUAAAGAAUAAAAAACCAUCUAGUUAAAUUAACUAAUGAUCCAAAUUUGUUGGGUUUAGUUGCAAUAAAAUAGGAUGAAUUAUUUUAGCUUUUUUAAGAUAUGUAAAUAAUUUUGAAAAUAAUGAAAUAGACAUGACUACAGCGGAUAUUAUAGCCUCCUAUGUCCCUUAGAAUAUGUAUGUCUUAUUCACGGCAUCACGAUAUUUGUAGUUACAUCUCCUGUUAUCUCUGGUCAUAACCCUACUUUUAUCACUCUAAACAUAGAAUAUGUGAACAAUACAGAAAGGAAAGUAAAGGUAGGCACUUUCAAGUAGAAGGGAUAAAAAUAUCUAACCUUCAGCUCCACCAUAAACUAUUCAUUGAAAUUACACUGCGAAAACUACAUUUAUUUCUAUUGUACUUUGACAAUGCUCCACACCAUCAAUAAGGUGUGGCUACAGAGACUAGGGUUUUGGCUGUAGGCCUAUGUUUCUUUUCUGUAUUGUUGUCAAAUAUGACACACCGUUAGAAAGGUCAAUUUAUGAGUAAUUCAGCAAUAUGACUGUUCAUUGCUCUUUUUUUAUUUUAACGCCAUCUAACGGCAUAAAAAAACUUACGUAUUGUAAAAUGUGACAUUAGAUUUGAAUGAUAAUUUUUUUAAUAAUAUAUUAUGUAGCACUCCCGGUAUGCACGUGAACAACUCAAUGUAAUGACUAAUUUUUGAUAUACAAGGCGUUGAAGUUGCAAAUUGACCAUUUAUAAAAAGGCUGCGUUUAGAUAUUUUUCAACAGUGGGUAAUGUUUUACUGAUAUCAAAGAAUAUUUCUAGUAUAACCUAUUGCGUAAGUUAUUAUAAGUUACAGGGUGAGUCACACAUUACUGAAAAUUAAAUUUUUACUUUAGCAUGAGAAUAUUUUUUCAAAUUAAUAUUGCAUUGAAAUAACCUCGGUUUAUUUAGUGAAAAUUAGGGAAUAUUUUAUACAUGGUGAGACAAAAAUUGGUAAAUCUUAUUUGCUAUUUUUAAUUAAAUAAUGUCUAUUUUUUAACGCGUGUUAAUAAACGACCUCAAAUUAUGUUAAAAAUGAGUUUAUAAAUCAUAUCUUUACAGUAUGAUUUAAAAGAUUAUGUAACAAGAAAAGCGAGGAAACUUGCUUAGUUUACUGUUAGUUGCAUAUUUUAGAUAAUUUUAAAAGAAUUAAGCUGUAUACCUUUCGAAUUUAAGCGAUUUCAAAUUAUGUGUGUUGAAUUUAAAUGGUUGGGGAAACCAUGUUCAAAACUCCACCUGUGGAGUGAUAAACAAACGAGUUUAACUUUUCAUAUUUGUAAUUACCAAGUUUUAUACGCCAUAUUUCAAAAACUGACAAUAGAAAGCUGAUAUAAAUAGAAUAAUGUAUUAGUAAACCCAAAAUUUAGGUAAGAAAUACGAAAUUUAACCGACCUUGGUGCUUGAGUAGUUUGAUUGACUGCGAUUAAAGUUAAAUUGGCAACAAUCUCAUUAUUUAAGUUCAUGUUUCAUUUAAUUAUGUUUUCUUGUGUGCUUUAAAUUACUAAUAAAAUUAGAUGUCAAAUGAAAUGUCACACUUUACAAUACGCAACAGUUUUUUUAUACCUAAAGGACGCUAAAAUCAAAAGUAACACAAUAUACAGUCAUAUUGCUGAAUAUCUUAUAAAUCUACCUUUCCAAUGACGUAGGGAAAUGACGUAUGGCAGUUGAAAAAUGAUAGAAAUGUGUUCUCUUUUGAAUAAAGUUCUGCGUCUUUUAAAAAAAAAUUCUCCUUCUCUUUCAGUGCCUCACUCUUUAUAUAAAUAAUUCAUUUGUUGCUUUUUUUCUUGUCAAAUCUUUUCAGAAAUGCUUGCAUUUUUGACAAUGUUGGUGUUCGUCUGUAUAGAACCAAUACCUUUAUAAAAUCAAACCAACAAAUUACUCAAUAAAUUUCAUCCCUUUCACAUGUUACUUGAACUUCCAAAUAGUUAAAUAUGUAUACCUAAAGGCCUACAAUAAAUUAACAGUGUCAGAUAAUUUCAAUGUUUCGUAGGACUGCAGAUUUGAUUAGAUCAAACCAAACAGAGAUUGAUAAAAAAUAAACAGUAUCUUGAAUAGAAGUGUAUGAACAGAAAGAGUUUAAACAAGACUGGAUGUUUAAUUAGAACGUACUGUAACGGUUCAUAAAAUGCACCUAAACAAUGCAAAAUGAAGUCCUAAACAGGCUUUUUAACAUUGUGAAAAUAAAAAUAACUUUUAGCAUUAUUCCCUGUUUAUUUGCAAAUCGCUAAAUGAUUUUCGAAAUAACUUAAUUCUAAAUAUAUCGUAAAACACAAUAAUUAUACAAAUUUUCUUUGGUGUGGAUAUACGAGCCCAGUUACAUAUAAAUUGUACCACAAAGAUGUAGCCUAAUAAAAAAAGUAUUAACAUGGGAAUGAAAAGACGAAAAAUGAUUCACAAUUUUUCAAUAAACCUGGUAAGAUCUCAAAGUUGUCAGCAUAUGAAAGCAAAAUGUAAUCAGUUUUACCAAAAAAAUCAUUAUAAAAAGUUCUGCAUCAUUUGAAAGUUAAUCAAGCAUCAAAAUGACAUACUUUGAUUGUUUUAUAUAUUGAACAACGAAAAUCCAAAUCACUUAAAAAUAAGUCCAAUGAUUUAAACUUGAGCAUAUUUUUUAAUUUCUAUCAACAUUUCAAUUCAUAUUUUGCUCUAUAUUGAAAUUUAAAAGCACUUUAUUGUUCAUAACUCACAAUUUUUUUUUAUGUGAUCUUAAAACUAUCCAAACACUCAUUUCUUUCUCGAGUUGUAAAUUGGACUUACCAACCCUGAUACAAAAAUAACUAUUUGAAAAUAAAACUUUUGACACUAAAAUGACACAUGAAAAAGUUAUUCUUUUACUGCGCUCUUUCCAAUGUUAAUCAGCAAAAGAAAAAUGUUUACGUUAAAUAUUUUUCUACCUUUUGUAGGGCGUGAGAUUAGAACUAUGCAAUAAACUGUAAACUGAUAAAUUAUUUUUAUUCAAUUUAAUAAAUAAUAUUGAAAAUAAUAAUUGUUACUAUAAAUAUCAGUAUUUUUGUAUUUUUAUAAUUUUUAAGGAAACAAUAAAUAUUAACAUUACGAGCGCUUUUAUUUUUUUUACGUUAUUUUUCUUCUUAAAGUUUAGGAAACUAUAGAAAAUUAGACAAAGUACAAAUAUGUACUUAUUAAGCUUCUAUACUUUGGUUUCAAAAUAAUAGAGAGUGGGAAAAUUUCAUAGUUGCCAUAUAUGAGGAGCUCUCUAAUAAAAGUGCAACAAAUUCAAAAAGUAAAAUUGAAGAAAAACGCAAUUACAAAUACAGUUGUGUAUAUGUUAUAGGAAAGUAAUAAAAGUACACGUUGCAUAUGCUUUAACAUGGGAUAAGUUAAACUUUAUCUUUUAUACAAAUAAUCCAUUGGUUAGUACAGCCAACAGAGAUUCUGGUGCCAUAUCUAUCUCAAUUUUGAAAUUUUUGGAUUUAUUUCACUUUGGUUGGAGAGCUCCUCAUAUCGAAAGAAGAAUUGUUACUUAACAUUAUAAUGUAUCAUACAUUGAAAUUCAUAUUUGUCGUUUACCUGUAAAACAUUAAAAUUGCCCGCCACUGCAAACAUUUCCUCCUACCCCGUAAGCUCCGAAAAUCUCUGCAAAUUUUGGAGCGAUGACAGAUGACAGCAUUCCACUACACAUACCUGAAAUUUUACCACUGUCUAAUAUUUUGAAACCGUAGUACAACGUAUAUUGUUCUUGUGAUAGCUCUGAUUUGGUAAGUUUUUAAACCAUUACUAUCUACAAUUUGGGCCACAAUAAAAAUACAGGGUGAAUCCUAAGUUAAUACUUUUUAAACUGUGUAUAUAGUGACAUUAAAAUUAACCAACUUUUUCCAAUCACUUUUUUAAAAAACUAAAAAUUAUAUUAAUUUAUUAAUUUAUUCCAAAAUCUUCAAGUUUUAGUGCUUGGACACAUUGAACGUGAAAGGAAUACAGUUGAUUUUUCAGCAAUGUUGUACUUACUUUUCUUUGACUUACUCCCCCACCUGAGCUACAAUCACCUACGUGUACUUCUUGUUCUAUCUUCCUCAAUAACAUUUAAAAUGUUAACCCACUUAAUGUUCAAUUUACCAUACAAUUUAAAUUCACUACUGAAAUCGCAUUCGACUGAAAUAUAAUAUACAUAAUUGAAUCGUGAUUCAUAUGAAAAACCGUAGAAAAAGAUAAACAGACUAAUUAUUUAGUGUAACUUUUCAUACAGAAGUCCAGGCUCGGAUUUAAAUUUUUUUGUUAUUCUUUUUCUAUUUUUAAGUUUUUUAAAAAAGGUGUUUAAUAAAGAUGUUUAUUUUAACAUCAACUCAGGAUUCACCCUAUAUAGGAUGCGAACAACACAUUGUGAUGGAGUCAAAAGCGUUGCUAAAAUCAGUACAAAAAGCAUUUAAGUCAAAUUAUUAGUUUCUGGAUUUCUGUUGAAAUUUUAGCAAAAGAAAGACCUUACUAAUUUUAUAAACUUUUACUUAGCUACUGAUUUGUGUUAUUGCCCUCAAAUGUUCUAAAAGAAAAGUUAAAAUGUUAAUAUUUAUUUAUCGCAGUGGUAUCAACAUAAUUUUGGAAGAAUGGUAGAUUUUAUUUAGAUUAAACAUCGUUUGAAAUAGUAUCGUUUUAAAUGAUAAAGCUUAUGUGUCAGCCUUGUCAAAAAAAAAAAUUAAAUUUUUAGGUUUAUUUUAUAAAUUAGUAAAAUUUAAAAUAAAUACAAACUUUAACACGUUUAUAAGGUAUAAAAACGUUUUGUUAGUUUGGUAAGAAUAUCACCAUUUUCAGAUGUUUUUAUUUAUUUAUUAUGGCAAAGUUUGUUUUGUUUACAUAAAAUUUAAUAAAACAGAAAAAAUAACUCAUUUAUUUUUCCCUGUAAUUUACCAAUCAAAGUUGUAUGCCUUGAUUUCUUAAUGUAGUCGAUCACUGCUGACAAAUCUUGGACACUCUAUUUUUAUUAAAUGUUAUUUUAAAAAUAAACUCUGAAAAUAAUCAUUGAUAUGGAACUAACAAUAUUAAACUAGUUGUGUAUUUUGAAUUCCAAAACAUUUCAAAAUAAUACAUAUUUUUUGAAUAACUG